AUGUCAACUAACUACUCUAAUAAAAAGAGGGAUAAGCCACCAGUUAAUGGCAACGGUCACGUAUUUAACGAAGGAGCAAACGGCUCUGGUUCAGAACUUACUACUGCCUUUCCUAACGUGAAUGGGAAUCAAAUAUAUUCAAACGAGGAAGAGCAACGACAGUCACAGGGGCAUCAAGAAUCAACAUCAAG
This is a messenger RNA of Racocetra persica, 191 nucleotides long. NCBI's taxonomy places the organism in Eukaryota, Fungi, Glomeromycota, Glomeromycetes, Diversisporales, Gigasporaceae. The record is from the annotation of a GenBank genome assembly.